UCUCUUCUUGCUCUUCUCCUCUAAAAACCUUUUCUUCUCAACACAUCAAAAAGAAAAAAAAAAAAAGAAAAAACUUCUAACGACCAAAGAAAAAAAAAACAGAGGACGCGUGAGAAAGAAAAAAAAUAUAUACACACAGAAGAAGAAUCCGAUAAAAAGAUCCGGCGAUGUCAAACCCGACGACCCGAAAGAAUAUGGAGAGGAUUAAAGGUCCGUGGAGUCCAGAAGAAGACGAUCUGUUGCAGAGGCUGGUUCAAAAACAUGGUCCACGAAACUGGUCUUUGAUUAGCAAAUCUAUCCCUGGACGUUCCGGCAAAUCUUGUCGUCUCCGGUGGUGUAACCAGCUUUCUCCGGAGGUCGAGCACCGUGCUUUCUCUCAGGAAGAGGACGAGACGAUUAUUCGAGCUCACGCUCGGUUCGGCAACAAGUGGGCUACCAUCUCUCGUCUCCUCAACGGACGAACCGACAACGCAAUCAAGAAUCAUUGGAACUCGACGCUGAAGCGAAAAUGCAGCGUUGAAGGGCAAAGUUGUGAUUUUGGUGGGAAUGGAGGGUAUGAUGGUAAUCUAGGAGAGGAGCAACCGUUGAAACGUACGGCGAGCGGUGGUGGUGUGUCCACUGGGUUGUAUAUGAGUCCCGGGAGUCCAUCCGGAUCUGACGUCAGCGAGCAAUCUAGUGGCCAAGGCCAACAACACGUGUUUAAACCGACGGUUAGAUCUGAUGUGACGGCGUCAUCGUCUGCUGAAGAUCCUCCGACUUAUCUUAGUUUGUCUCUCCCUUGGACCGAGACGGCUCGGGUCAACGAGGCACCGCAACCAAACCAGGAUACGGUUAUGGACGGUGGUUACACGGCGGAGCUGUUUCCGGUUAGGAAGGAAGAGGAAGUAGAAGUAGAAGACGAGGCGAAAGGGAUAUCUGGUGGAUUCGGUGGCGAAUUCUUGACGGUGGUUCAGGAGAUGAUUAGGACGGAGGUGAGGAGUUACAUGGCGGAUUUACAGCGAGGGAACGUCGGCGCUUCCGGCGGAGGAAGUGGUGGUGGUUCGUGUAUGCCGCAAAGUGUAAACAGCCGUCGUGUCGGGUUUAGGGAGUUUAUAGUGAACCAAAUCGGGAUUGGGAAGAUGGAGUAGUGAGGGAUAAGAACAAAUUUUCCCUCUGUUUCUCGGGAAAAUUAAAAGUUUCAGGCUUUUCAAUGUAUAGAGAGCCAACCAGUAGUAGAGACGAGCGAGUCAAACAAAUCUUUUGUAAUCACAAUCAUAUGGUCUUUCGUGAUUCAACUAAA
This is a messenger RNA of Capsella rubella, 1279 nucleotides long. Its product is annotated as transcription factor MYB73. Gene Ontology annotation, molecular function: RNA polymerase II cis-regulatory region sequence-specific DNA binding; DNA-binding transcription factor activity, RNA polymerase II-specific. Bases 168 to 1127 code for a protein of 319 amino acids. Gene Ontology annotation, cellular component: nucleus. The transcript has a single exon. Gene Ontology annotation, biological process: regulation of DNA-templated transcription. The record is from RefSeq and is a predicted model, not a curated record. Lineage: Eukaryota; Viridiplantae; Streptophyta; Magnoliopsida; Brassicales; Brassicaceae.